Messenger RNA from Emiliania huxleyi CCMP1516, 738 nucleotides. RefSeq lists its product as hypothetical. The coding region runs from base 1 to 738 and encodes 245 amino acids. The transcript has a single exon. Lineage: Eukaryota; Haptophyta; Isochrysidales; Noelaerhabdaceae. The record is from RefSeq and is a predicted model, not a curated record.
AUGGCGAUGAAUGAGAAGAACCAAUUGCCUGCGCGUCCCCCGGCGAAUGUCGAAGUGAAGGCGUCGGUGCAGGCCUUUGAGGACGCUUUGAGCCAGGUUGGGACUGGCGUGGCGGCCCCUGACACGCUCUGCAGCUUCUUGCACAAGCCGGAUUUUGGUGUGACCGCUGAGACCAUGGCUCUGGCAACCACCUAUGCUAUGCGCGAUAUAAACGCGACUACGGACGCGGGCUCGUGUCAUCAAGCCGUCGCAGGUACGCUCGCCGCCCUGGCUGUCAAGAACGUGGACCUCUUGUCCUCCGCGCCGGAGCGCCCGGCCCCACCGCCGCCGUCUUCGGGCGACGCGCGCAAGAUGGGGCACCACCUCGGCGAAUACCACCUCAGCGGACACCACCUCGGCGGAAACGUCGUCCAGCACCCCAGCAACUGCGCGCCCGGCGGAUACCACCACGGCGGAAACCAGCACCCCAGCAACUGCGCGCCCUUCGUCGGAUACGCCGUCUCUCCCAUGUCCACGCUGCACUGUCACCCGCAGUCCUACUACCCGUACCAGCCGCCCAACCGCUGGAACCAGCUUCUCAACUACGGGCACCAGACCCACUGCAUGUACUACCCGCACCAGCCGCACCAGCAGCCCAGCUACGGGCACCAGACCUACAACUACCCGCACCAGCCCAACUCGUCCUGGUAUCAGCCGCGUCCGAGCGCACCGCCUGCUGGCUAUCGCUGGCCGGCAUAG